Messenger RNA from Prunus mume (Japanese apricot), 1337 nucleotides. RefSeq names its product S-adenosyl-L-methionine-dependent methyltransferases superfamily protein. NCBI's taxonomy places the organism in Eukaryota, Viridiplantae, Streptophyta, Magnoliopsida, Rosales, Rosaceae. Gene Ontology annotation, molecular function: snRNA binding; O-methyltransferase activity; RNA methyltransferase activity. Gene Ontology annotation, biological process: snRNA modification. The record is from RefSeq and is a predicted model, not a curated record.
UUUUAAAGCUGUUCAUAUUAAAACCCUAAACCAUCGUAGAAAAGUAACUCAGCUCAGCUGUUCAUUCCCUCUUUCUCGUUCAACCAAACCAAAGCUCUGAACUUUUGCAGAGCUUCUUCUAAUAAAUGCCAGAAGAUUCCGCCAUGUGCAGCAAACAGAAAGAGAAGAAGGGCGGAGAGGAACGCGAACAACAACAUGUACAGAACAAAAGUAAGAAGCGCAAGGAGAUUUGCCCUUACGGAAACUACAAACACUACUACGGCUAUCGAAUUGGUCAAGAACUGGAGGAGGAUCCUAGAUUGAAGGUUUUCAAGAAGGAAUGGUUCCAAGGCAAGGAUUGUCUCGACAUUGGCUGCAAUUCUGGAAUUAUGACCAUUCAAAUUGCCAAAAAAUUCUGCUGCCAGAGCAUUCUUGGAGUUGACAUCGACGCCAAUCGAAUUCAGGAUGCAUACUGGCACAUCAGGAAAUUUUUGAAAAUGGAGGAUGCUAGAAAGGUGCCUGGAAAGGCUUCUAAGUUGGAGGGUGCAAAUGGUUCAGAGCACAGUAUCAAAGGUUCAUCAAAGGAAGAGAUGAAGGAGAUCCCAAGGAAUUGUUGUGCUGAGAAGAAAAAUCUGCUUGACAUAGUAUCUUUCCAAAGAGAAGAUUUUGUUAAUACUCGUGAUCCACCAAAGAAGCAUUAUGAUACCAUUAUUUGUUUGAGUGUAACAAAAUGGAUUCAUUUGAAUUGGGGUGAUGAUGGAUUGAUUACAUUAUUUACAAAGGUUUGGAGGCUACUUCAUCCGGGUGGAAUUUUUGUGUUGGAACCUCAACCUUGGAAGUCAUAUGAAAAUAAUUACAAAGUUUCUGAGACAACCAGAACCAAUUAUAAAAAUCUUAAGUUCCAUCCGGAAUAUUUUCAAGACUUACUUCUGGACAAGAUUGGAUUCAAAACAGUGGAGAAUGUCACUUCCAGCGUGUCGGGCAGCAAAACUGGAUUCAAUAGACCAAUUUUAGUGUUCCGCAAAUGACAGCCUAGUAAUGCAGUACGAGGAGCAGGGUUGAGUGUUGAUCCGAAAAGGAGGCUUAACUCGGACAAUGUUGGCUGCAUAGGUGCACUUUUUGUGGGAACCUUGACAAUGUAGCCACAGAUAUGCGUCUCUUAGAUUGGAAAGAAUCAAUGGGAACCUUGACACCAUGUGUCAAUUUUGUCAAGUGUUGUAAGAAUCAUACAGGCAAAGGAAUGGAAUACGUCCUGUCCCAAUCUUGUAGUUGCAUCUAAUACUGUACAUAUAUAUAUUAUGAUGCAAUUCAAUAGUGGUUACUAAAUUUUUGAAGGGUAAGUUAAUUUCCCUACUCUA